CAAAAGGCACGUGAGGCACGCUUGUUUUAUCCGCGGUUAUCGGAUACCAUUUUCAGUUGGAAUAAACUAGAAAUCGGGCCAGUACUGUAUAUAGUUAAUGAAUAUAUUCUAGGAGUCCUCUGUCCCGUUAAGCAUCAUCCAUAAUCUGGUCCUUUCUCUCUGUAGCAGAUUGUUAUAGGCGCCGGACUGGUCUUGAACCAAUGGCAGCGGCGCACAACGGGAUGACGUGAGCGCAGUGGCAAUUCAAAGUCAUUAGAUAUAGCACUCCGAUGAAAUUCACGGAACCGCGUUCACAUUUUGUACAAAAUUUACGGAGUACGGCAAUUUAGACAUCCGGUUGAAUUUUGAUUUGCUGCCUCGUUGAAUAACGCUUUGCCUAUUUCGGCCUUCAUUACACUUUUGUUUUUCUUGGCGCAACCUAUACCUCCCGAUGGCGUCGUGGAUUGCUACAUGGAUUAUUUCAGUAUUUAUUGUGGCGACUCUCAUUGAAAAGGGUUUUCUCCUGAUGUGCUAUGAGUGUAUCAGUGUCGAAGACCCCAAAUGUGCAGAUCCGUUCGACCCUUGGCGAUUCCGAGCGGUCAUGUGUCACGGGACCAAAAACAAGUGCGCCAGCCAGCGUCAGAACCAAUCGGGUAGUACCGAUUCUGGUCAAAUCAUCGCGGUGCAGCGCGGAUGUUACAAAGUCGGCCAAGUCCCCCAGCUGAACGACACGGACGGCUGCCGGGAGUGGACCCACCCAAUCACAGCGUAUACCGCCACGUAUUGCUUCUGUGGGACAGAUCUUUGUAAUGGAGCUCCUUCAAUAAAUGUCAGUCGUAUAAAUGUUUACUGUUGCAUACUGUUACAGGCACUGUUUGCGCUUGCGUUCUUGUGGUCGUGAUGGUUUAAUGUCAAUUUGUCAUGUUGUUGUAAUAGUAAUCUGAACAAUGACUUUACGAUUAUGAAGUGCGCAUUUUUAUAUCUUUCUGGAAUAUAGACCAGUAAAUAGUUCACCACUGUAUUGCAAUUGUUAGAGAUAGUCCUAAUUGUAUGAUGUACUGUACUGCACAUAAACCUGUAUUAUUUUACUUUUAAAUACUACUAUUAUAACUGACAGAUGAAAGUCCCUUAUAGCGGAAGAGACGCGUAUCAAAGGUUGGCGGUGUUGUUGGUGGCGCUAUUGCAGAUAUUCUCUGCAGCCAUAACCUAUUGGCUCCAGAGGCAGCCUGCACACUGGCCUUUAAGAAGACCAGCCCAGGGACCAACCUGACCAUGUAGGCAGCAGGAGCGAUGGCAUCGACUUAGUCUUUUAGUGUUGCAAAGGCCUGGGUUGCAGUGUAUUCUUUCUCACUACAAGGUUUCAUCUUGUAACGACUCAACAGUUUAGGUAAUAGAUUGUCUUAGUCUUAUUUCUGGAGUAUAUAACCUCCUUCCUAACGGCCAUUGUAGUAAACCUGGUGUCCAAUAAAAUUGUCAGAAUGUCGCUUUUAA
This is a messenger RNA of Lineus longissimus, 1470 nucleotides long. RefSeq lists its product as uncharacterized. The record is from RefSeq and is a predicted model, not a curated record. Gene Ontology annotation, biological process: positive regulation of voltage-gated potassium channel activity; regulation of synaptic transmission, cholinergic; sleep. NCBI's taxonomy places the organism in Eukaryota, Metazoa, Nemertea, Pilidiophora, Heteronemertea, Lineidae. Bases 431 to 880 code for a protein of 149 amino acids. The transcript has 3 exons.